Messenger RNA from Gilbertella persicaria, 399 nucleotides. RefSeq lists its product as uncharacterized. The annotation marks the transcript as partial. The record is from RefSeq and is a predicted model, not a curated record. Lineage: Eukaryota; Fungi; Mucoromycota; Mucoromycetes; Mucorales; Choanephoraceae. The transcript has a single exon.
UAAAGGAAAGAGAAAAAUGGCACUGAAAACAAUAAAAACAAGGUAAAAAGUUACUUGGGCAUGGCUACGAUAAUUUUUAUACUCAUAAGUUUAUGGUACUUGGAGAAAGCAAUUUCUUUCAGUACAAACAGAAGGUACCACUGAUAGUAUCUGGUAGUGGCAUGUCUGGGAAGAACCAUGUGGAGAUGAAAACGGUUCGGACUGGUGUCACUGGUCUUCUAUACAGAACGUUGAAAAGAAGAGAGAGAGGACUGGUGACUUACUCGUUGUGGACAUUGAUAAAUAUUUGACGUCCCAAAUAUGUUCCAAAUGUGAAAGCAGGACUUUGGGUGGUAUUAGUGGUGCGUGCGGUAAUAGUGUUCUCGUUUGCAAGACGUGCAGAACAUUAUGGCAGCGUGA